UCGUUUGACUGCGAGAUAACAGUUGGGAAGGUACACUGGCCGCUAAUGAGGAGCGUAGCUUCUCUGUCGUUUCCACGGCAACCCUGAAUCGCCAUGUGAUGAAUGUGGUGCAGUAUUUUACAAAAACGCAUAUUACUUUUGGACAUAAUUGCUGUUAGUUACAUAGAAUGUUAAGAAAGCCCAUGCUUUUGCAUGUUUGUGUCGUUUUGGUUCCUUUUCUGUCUUCUAGCCUUUAUUCCCACUUUGUUCGGCUGUUCUUGAACGCACCAUCCAAAAUGAGAGUUAGCUACAGUGCUGAUAUUUUUGCCGUUCUUCUUUCACAGCGUCGUUGUUCCCACAUGCCGGUGCUGAGUGUGAAUGCAUUAAGCUUUGCCAAGUGACAGCAUGGGCCGACACCAGCUCUUCAGUCAUCCGGUGAAGCCACUGUCUGGAUUUUCAAGCACCCGUGGAAGAAGCCUGGAGAACUGACCUUCCCAGGAGGUCUGUCCACCGCCAGGCCUGUCAUGCUCCACUUGGAGUUCAUCACGCUACGAACCCCCUGCUGACGGCUCUCCAGGGCCCACGACCUUGUUGUCUACUUAGUGCAGCAUGAAGAACCCGGAAUUCCUCUUCUUCCUGACUCCAGACUGACCACAGUCUUUGGGUACAGAAGAUAUCAUUCCACCAUCGUCUGUCAUGUCAGGUACUUACACUCCGGCCCCAGGGGGGCCCUUCUCUGCUCUCACUCCAAGCAUGUGGGCCCAAGACAUCCUGGCCAAGUACCAUCAAAAAGAUAACUCGGAACAAAAUGAACUCAAGUAUGAUGAGUUUGGCUUUAGAGUGGACACAGAAGAGUCCAAUGCGCCCAGUCCUUGGCUGGGCACCGAAGGCUCGCCACAACGUGAAAACCCACAGCAGAGGUUACGGUGGCAAGCCCACUUGGAGUUCACACACAAUCACACAGUGGGCGACCUCACCUGGGAGCUCAUUGCUCCCGUCCUGCCGCGCUCCGAGCGUCUGCGCUCGCUCGUGUUGGGCGGUGUGCCUCACAGCAUGCGGCCACAGUUAUGGAUGCGUCUGUCUGGAGCAUUGCAGAAGAAGAGGACCGCUGACAUCUCGUAUAAAGAAAUCAUCAAGAACAGCUCAGAUGACGACACCACCACAUCUAAACAGAUAGAGAAAGAUCUGUUGCGGACAAUGCCCACCAACGUGUGCUUCAACAGCCUGACGAGCGUUGGCGUCCCAAGGCUGCGGCGGAUACUUCGAGGCCUCGCCUGGCUGUACCCCGACAUCGGCUAUUGUCAGGGAACUGGCAUGGUGGUUUCCUGUUUGCUGCUCUUCAUGGAGGAGGAGGAUGUGCUAUGGAUGAUGUGUGCCUUGAUAGAAGACCUUCUCCCUCCGUCCUACUUCUCCUCUACUUUGCUGGGUGUCCAAACAGACCAGAGGGUGCUUCGUCAGCUCAUUGUUCAGUACCUGCCAGCCUUGGACCGCCUUCUGCAGGAGCACGACAUAGAGCUGUCUCUGAUUACACUACACUGGUUCCUGACAUCCUUUGCUAGUGUGGUGGACAUCCGUCUGCUCCUCAGGAUUUGGGACCUCCUCUUCUACCAGGGCUCCUUGGUGCUCUUCCAGGUCACACUGGGCAUGCUCAAGCUCAAGGAGGAGGAGCUCAUAUCGUCGGAGAACUCCGCAUCCAUUUUCAACACGCUGUCCGACCUGCCGAGCCAGCUAAAAGACGGCCCUGCGGUUCUUGGCGAGGCGAUGAGGCUUGCGGGGAACCUGUCCCAGGAUACGCUAGAAGCUCACAGGCACAAGCACCUGGCUUACAUCCUGAAUGAACAAGCCCAGCUCAACAGUGGAAGCAACACACCGCUCAAUUCUAAUUUCAACAAGGUGGUGAGGAGGCAAUCCCUGCAUAGAAAGUCCACGCUAACCUCCCUGCUGUUUGGGGAGGACGAGGCCGAAGCUCUGAAAUCUAAAAACAUUAAGCAGACGGAGCUGGUGGCAGCCCUUCGAGAGGCCAUAACCCAGACUGCCGAGCAUUUCCACUGUCUGGACCCACGUCACUCCAGCGCCGAGCUAACCCCGGAUUACUCUAUGGAGAGCCACCAACGCGACCAUGAAAACUUCCUGGUCGUCUCACGAAACCGGCGGAGAAGGGCGAAGGCUUUGCUGGAUUUUGAGCGGCAUGACGAUGACGAGUUGGGCUUCAGGAAGAAUGACAUCAUCACUAUCAUCUCACAGAAGGAUGAACACUGCUGGGUCGGAGAGCUCAACGGUCUUCGAGGCUGGUUCCCUGCAAAGUUUGUUGAGAUCCUGGACGAGAGAAGUAAAGAGUACUCGCUAGCAGGCGACGACUCUGUAACCGAAGCUGUGACGGAUCUUGCCAGAGGGACUCUGUGUCCGGCACUCAAGGCCAUCUUCCUGCACGGCCUCAAGAAACCAUCCAUUUUGGGCGGGCCCUGUCAUCCAUGGUUAUUCAUAGAAGAGGCGGCCAGCAGGGAGGUAGAGAGGGACUUCAACUCUGUCUACUCCAGACUGGUGCUGUGUAAAACAUACAGGUUAGAUGAAGACGGGAAGGUUCUUACUCCAGAGGAGCUCCUCUACAGGGCGGUGCAGUCAGUCAACCUGACCCACGACUUGGCGCACGCUCAAAUGGACGUCAAAUUCAGGUCUCUCGUCUGCGUUGGCCUCAAUGAGCAGGUGCUGCACUUAUGGCUGGAGGUGUUGUGCUCCAGCAUGACGGCUGUAGAGAAAUGGUAUCACCCGUGGUCAUUUCUACGCAGUCCUGGUUGGGUUCAGAUCAAGUGUGAACUCAGGGUCCUUUCAAAGUUUGCCUUCAGUCUCUCUCAAGAUUGUGAGCUACCUGAGCGGAAAGAGGAGAAAGAGCAGAGGCCGCUGAAAGAGGGGGUGCAGGACAUGCUGGUCAAACAUCACCUCUUCAGCUGGGACAUAGACGGCUAGAUGAACACCAUCCAAACCACUCACUCACUCCAAAGGUGCCGCUUGCUGGCGUACGCAUGUGCGUGUCUUUGAAGCAUCUUUUUGUCUGGCUCUUACAGACUGGAAGUAAGACCUGGGACACAGUUUACAAGUAUGGACCACCAUGACACAUUUCAACAGCUCCUACCUUUCGAGGAAAACUGCACUUUUUUUGGAAUUUUGCCCAUCGUCCACAAUCCUUAUGUGAGACAUGAACAGCAGUCUUUCUUUUUUGUGUGCGUUGUAAAGAUAUAAAAACAACUAAAGAGGCAGCGAAGAAGGCACGUAACGGGACGCACCUAUUCCACCUAGAAAGCCUUCUGAAAAAACCUCCAAAAAAAUGCCCCAUUUACGUAAUAUGACCCGCAUAUUAAAGGGAUAGUUUUACUUAGUCGCUGUUGAUGUACAACACUGCUGAUGGGGAUGUCGACUUCAUGUCAAAAAAUCCAAACUUUCCCUUGAACCAAGCUAGAGUGACAUUAUUGUUAUUAACAUUGUUACGCCGAAGAACUAUGUUACUGGCAUACUGACACCUUGCCACACCACACCUGCUAGCUAGGCUGCUAGAAGCGACUAGCUUCACCACACACACUUGUGUUCACAAGUUCCGGUAAUACUUAAAAUGGCCAAAAGUAUUUUAUGUUAUGACUGUACCUGUUACUACAUGCUCACAGCAUGGAUAUAAAACUAUUAAACCUUGCUGGAGUUUUAACAGUGGGUCCUUCUAGGCAGAAUAGGUGUGUCCCAUUAUGCUCAUUAAUGAGCUGCCUCAAUUUUAGCUGUUUUUAUAUCUUACAAUGCACAGAAACAAGAAACUCUUGAUGUCUUACAAGGAUUGUAGAUGAUGGGCAAAAUUCCUAGAUUUCCUUUAAGGACCACUAGUUUCUAUGAAGUGUGCGUGCAUCAAGAUGCAACCUAUUUUUUGUUUUACCCCACAAGUAAAAAAAAAUAUAUAAAUAUAUAUAUAUAUAUAUAUAUAUAUAUGAAGUACAGAAUAAUCUGUAUCCUCUGGACUGCAGCGGUUCCGUCCGUCCGUCCGUUCCCCCCCCCCCGUUGGUGCAGGAGGGGACACUUGGAAGGACGUUCUUUGGCACUACUAACACUUUUGACAGCAAACUGACAGAUUAUUUAUUUAAAGACCAAAACAACAUUCCUUAUGAUGUAAAGUUCUAAAUGUAUUUUUGAGAGAAAUGUUAAUUAUCAGCUCAUAUUACACAAAAUGUUGGAAUACUAACAUCGCACAUGCCAAGAUAGCCUUCACAAAUUGUGUAUGUGUGUAAUAUCAAGAGUGGAAUAGCGUGCGUGCGUGUAUGCAUGCUACCCAAACAGUGGUAGUAAACAGGGCGCUCAAAACGAUAACUUUUUGUUGGACAAUCCAAAUAAAUGUUAUGAAAA
Molecule: messenger RNA, 4356 nt
Organism: Dunckerocampus dactyliophorus (ringed pipefish)
Lineage: Eukaryota; Metazoa; Chordata; Actinopteri; Syngnathiformes; Syngnathidae
Gene: sgsm3
Product: small G protein signaling modulator 3
Exons: 22
Coding region: 676-2943 (755 amino acids)
Molecular function (GO): protein binding
Source: RefSeq, a predicted model, not a curated record